AUGAACGGGGAUCUCAGUCUCUCCCAGUCGCUGGGAGGACUUCGGAUAGCCAAUCCAGAUGAUUCGCCUCUUGCGACCGCGGAUUCACCGGGGACCAAUCCACUCGGACGCCCGGGCGGUUCAGUAUCAACACAGAAUUCCAACGACGACCGCACUUCAGAAUUUCCUCCUGCACCUAUCGAAGUCCCUACCGUAGAGGACCGAUCUUUCGUUCCCGAACCACAGCCUGUGCCAACAUAUCAGCCGUACUCGGCUCCGCUCUCAACACCUCCAAACCCCAACCGACCCCUUUCCUCCGUAUACGCGAAUGGUUCGGCCACCUCGGUCCUCCCCCGUGACAAUACCUACCGCAUAAGAACCGACUCAGGUGCCUCGUCCCAAUCUAGCUCUCAGGCGCGGGUAGACACCCGAGGAGGCUCAUCGGCUUUGCAUGCCGGUGUUCUAGCGCGCGACAACUCCCACAGCGACCGGUCCUACCGAACCGCCCAGAUCCCCGGCAACGGUCCGGCGGUAAUGCGCCAGACGUCUCGAGCACAUGCAAGAAGUGGCGGCGCCGCAUCUCAGAUGUCUCGAACUUCCUACAUGGAGAAUGGGCCGAUGCCCAGCAGCGAGGAUUGGCAGGAGCGCGGUGCGGCGGUUUCUGUGAGGCAAGAGGUGGAUGCCAACGGUAAAACAGUCUCCCGCUAUAUCAAGAAGGGAGUUCGGGAUUUCUCCUUUGGGAAUACUCUCGGAGAGGGCUCUUACAGUACCGUCGUGUUUGCGACGGAUCGCCAGACGUUGAAGGAGUACGCGAUCAAGAUCCUUGACAAGCGACACAUUAUCAAGGAGAGGAAGGUGAAAUACGUCAACAUUGAGAAGGAUACUCUUAACCGUUUGACCGAUCACCCGGGCAUUGUGCGGCUCUAUUAUACCUUCCAGGAUGAGCAAUCGCUAUAUUUCGUGCUGGACUUGUGCAAAGGAGGAGAGUUGCUUGGUACACUCAAGCGGAUGACAACAUUUGACGAGGAGUGCACGAGGUUCUACGGUGCCCAGAUCCUAGAUACGAUAGACUAUAUGCACAAGCGCGGUGUCAUCCACCGAGACUUGAAGCCGGAAAAUGUCUUGCUUGACAGCGGGAUGUAUGUCAAAAUAACUGAUUUUGGAACGGCCAAGAUCCUCAAAACCUCGCGACGAACGGAGUCAAACUCAAACGGUCUUCCCCCUAUGGACAACGAGGUCCCCGAGGAAGAGCGUGCGAGUUCCUUUGUCGGUACUGCGGAAUAUGUCAGUCCCGAGCUAUUGACAGACAAGAACGCCUGCAAGGCCAGUGAUCUAUGGGCGUUUGGGUGUAUCAUUUACCAGCUGUUGGCCGGUCGUCCUCCCUUCAAAGCUGGCAAUGAAUAUCAGACUUUCCAGAAAAUCGUGGGAUUAGAUUACGAGUUCCCCAUCGGAUUCCCUUCCAUCGCUCGUGAUCUCGUCGAACGUCUUCUGGUCCUGGAUCCUGCUCGACGUCUUCAAAUUGAACACAUCAAGAACCACCAAUUCUUCGAAGGUAUCACCUGGGGCCCGGAUCUCUGGAAACAAAAAGCUCCUCGUCUGAAGUCUUAUGUGCCUCCUGCACGCGAUCCUAUCAAGCUCAACGGCGGUGAAAGUGGUGAGAAUGCACCGCCAGUCGUUUCAACCGCACCUUCCAAUGCCCCCAAUGCCAGCAACCGCCAGCUCCCACGGGUAGUAACCGAGCUGCCUCCGCCGAGUCAGCUGGACAUCGAAUGGUCCCCAGUGCUCAGCAAGAACAAUGAACGCAUUUUGAAACUAGGCAAUCUGGUAGUUCUUUCAUCUGCUGCCUCGCACAGCCCAACUUCCAAAAACAGCAGUGGUGAGUUCGAAGCCCCUAAGAAGUUCUCUCGUUUCUUCUCCGGAAGUGCCACCAAGAAGCGACAGCGACUGGUCAUGGUCACUUCAUCUGGGCGGAUCAUCCUGGCUGCGUCUGGUGGUGAUGAUAAGAAGGUUAAGCUUGAGAUUCCUCUCUUGGCUUCAGGAACGCAUUACCGGAGCACGACUGACUCCAAAGGACACUCAUCCUGGAUUGUGGACACGAGAGAAAAACACUACGUCUUCGAGGACCCCAAGGCCUCAUCUGGCGCCACAGCAGUUCAGGCCCAGGAAUGGCUGGACGCCUUGGACAGAUCCCGAGAAAUGGCGUCAUUGCAACAAAGCGCCGGUGGCUUCGGCGAUGAUUUCCAAAAUCUCUCAUCAGGCUUUCCCAGUCCCGCCAACACACUAGACCGCACCUCCGACAUGCAGAAAGAUGAGAGAGGGCCACCCUCAUCCGGCCGGAACCAUCUGGUGAAACACCAGGCCACCGACUCCGAGUCAACAAAAGGAAGAAAGAGAUUCAGCAAGCGCCACUCAAAGAAUGGUCUUGCCGCCGUCUUCUAG
This is a messenger RNA of Penicillium antarcticum, 2418 nucleotides long. RefSeq names its product PDPK1 family serine/threonine-protein kinase. The coding region runs from base 1 to 2418 and encodes 805 amino acids. The record is from RefSeq and is a predicted model, not a curated record. Gene Ontology annotation, biological process: peptidyl-serine phosphorylation; intracellular signal transduction. The transcript has 2 exons. Lineage: Eukaryota; Fungi; Ascomycota; Eurotiomycetes; Eurotiales; Aspergillaceae. Gene Ontology annotation, molecular function: ATP binding; protein serine/threonine kinase activity.